Dreissena polymorpha is the source of this 661-nucleotide messenger RNA. RefSeq lists its product as uncharacterized. The record is from RefSeq and is a predicted model, not a curated record. The transcript has 3 exons. The coding region runs from base 182 to 661 and encodes 159 amino acids. NCBI's taxonomy places the organism in Eukaryota, Metazoa, Mollusca, Bivalvia, Myida, Dreissenidae.
GGGAACUUUAGUGGAUUAUCUUCCCCUGUCUAGCAGGUGCCCGUAAAGGUGGCGCUGUUGUCGAAUAGGUCUAUUGUUCUUUCCAAUUGUUUACUUCCGCAUAUUUUGACAAGCGAUUAACCGAGUUAGACACAAUCUUUUACAAUAAUUUUAUGAUAGUUUAUACGAUAAGUCUUAAACUAUGGCUUCACAAUUUAGCAGUUUAUCUUUAGGACAACUUCGCACAGAAUUAAGAAAGAGAAAUGCAAAGUUAUCUGGACGAAAAAAGGAAUUAAUCGAGAGACUUGAAGCAUAUGAUCGCAAUCAGAACUUUAACAACUGCGAGGAGCUUAUGCCAGAGUUUCGAAUGCAAAUUCCAGCCACCAGUUGCUACAAAGAUGUCAACACCGACAUGAAGAUGGCCCCGUUUGACCGUGAGCAGGCGAAUGCAUAUAUGGAACGGUUUGGAGUUGAGUUCGACCAAGUGGUGACUUCUUUGUAUGGUGACAAGUUCUUGUUGUACCUUAGGAUGUUUUCUUCAGAAAAGUUGUGCUAUGUAAAAAGUUCAUGUAGGGCAGAAAUGAAAAAGAAAAUUGAUUAUGUCGUUGACAUUACAUUCACCAAACAUGGCUUUGCGCAUGAGGCACAGUGUGAAUGUGGUGCUGGUGAAGCUAUUCUUUGA